Messenger RNA from Branchiostoma floridae (Florida lancelet), 2833 nucleotides. RefSeq names its product E3 ubiquitin-protein ligase Midline-1-like. Gene Ontology annotation, biological process: regulation of apoptotic process. Lineage: Eukaryota; Metazoa; Chordata; Leptocardii; Amphioxiformes; Branchiostomatidae. Gene Ontology annotation, molecular function: protein binding. The transcript has 3 exons. The record is from RefSeq and is a predicted model, not a curated record. Bases 643 to 1650 code for a protein of 335 amino acids.
CGUUAAGAGUCGAAAUGUCUCAUCGACACAUUUGCGGUAUGGACCCUUAGCUGAGGGGUUUAGGGUCGUCAUUGCAAACUAGAUCAACGGCUCGGAAAUGUCCUAUUAACACUAACACUGCAAACAAACGCGGUCCUUACUACGGGUGAUCGCGCCGAGCUUUCAUGCCCAGUCAGACACGUCUCUUAACACGUUCUGCAACAGGAUUAGAACCCCUGACCCAUGGUACGGAGCUAUUCACCAGCAGUAGGCACAGAUUGACCAGUUCAGCGGCUGAGCUUCUCCUACGCAAACGUAACUACUGUUUACUUUGUAGAAGUGAGGGCCUGGCUAAGGUUUCACUCCACCAGCUAACGGUGUUUUGCCAUCAUCAAAAACGCUAAGUUUGGCGGGCGCAACUGGUGACUUCGCAGGCGAGCUAAGCCGACAACAGGUCAGGAUCAAAUCCUUCCCCAUGGUGUAUUGAAACAUAACACAUGUUCGUGAAAGGUGUUUAUGUACCUGCCGUCAACCUGGAGAACGUGACGGGGCGACUUUUCUUUUUCACCUGCUGAAACGUGAUCCCUCCUCGCGUAACCAAUAUCGGGUCAGGUCUUACAACGGCUCGCCUGUCUCCACUGCUAGCUACAACAUUACCCCGUCAUGGAGAACGCAACCGCGGCGACGACUCAGCCCACCGGGACGCACAACGGCGGCUUCUCGGGCCAGCACUGGGACCUGUUCCGAACAUUUCUAGACCAGGUGUCGUCCAAGGUCGACGAGGAUGAACUGGCCAUCAUGAAAACCAUCUGCUUGACGUACCUUCCCAAGAAAGACUUAGACACAGUCCAGGACGCGCGCACCUUGUUUGAGGAGCUGGUCGCACGACUUCUGCUAAGUCGGGAUAACUUGGACGUCUUAGAGGACUUACUGAGAACCUGCGCCAGAGAAGACCUCAUCGGGAAGUUAGAACUCUACAAACAGCUGCGGAAAAGAGAGAUGACGUGCGAACAGUGCAGCAGUCAGCAGCACACGUCUGAACAACACAGAGGGUCUGGGCCCGAGCUGGUCAGGUCUACAAGUAUUCCAGGAAUCAAGUUCAAGUUUGACCCGAACACGGCGCACCGCUCGCUCAAGUUUUCCAACAAGAGCACGGUGGUGUCACGUGACGUGGAGGGCGCCAAACACCGACACGUGCCGAAGAGACCCGAACGGUUCGUGGACGGUCCGUACCGAGCCGGAAACCCGCUCGUGUUGGGGGACGUCGCCAUCACCAGCGGCAAGCACUACUGGGAGAUCUCGGUCAACGAGAGCACCAUCUACAUCAUCGGAAUCGCCUAUAGAAGUACCCGUCGAGACGAGCGGUUAGGGGACAACGCUACAUCCUGGAUACUGGAUCGUACCGGGAACGACUACGAGACGAGACACGCGGGAAAGCCGCACAAACUCAAGCUGGACCCGCACCCCGUCAGGAUCGGAAUCCUGCUCGACUACGAGGCCGGGAGAGUGUCGUUCUUCGACGCGGAGACCAGAAGGAAGCUGUACACGUUUAAGGACCAUUUCGCGAACCCUGUGUGCCCGGCGUUCGGCGUGUGGGACGGGGAACUCACGCUGCACACGGGUCUGAAGGCCAUCAGAGAUCUGGAGAACCAGCCCAGCUUCAGUCGGUGACAUAGGAGCAAAUCGUUCAGAUAGUUUCUCAAUCUACCUGGGUGAAGUUCGGUUAGGGGCUCCGCCUGUCGGAAGGAUUGUGAAGGACAGUCGCAACACCUGAAAACGGCUCUGACGGAUGGGUGAUUACUGGUAGCAAACAUGUACCGUAGGCAAUGAUACUUACGGCACCAAACUUCUACUAGUACGACCAUUCACUCACAUACGUGUGCAUGAUCACAGAAAACGCUGUCCAAACCGAACUGACCGUUUUAAUACUCAAAGUAUACCGUAUGACUACACAAUAUCUACAUGUUAAGCUAAAAAGACUAUGCGGUAAUCUAUUGGGGUUUGCUUUGCUAUCCACUAGUCGUUGGCAUUUUGGUAGCAUGCAUCAUAAAAAAUCUUAUGGACAGAUUGACAGACUAACUGUAACCUCUAACUUGCAAAAGCAUAUUUAUUACGUCAUUUUUCUUUUUGCUGCUGUCUGCUGAGAUAUUCAGGUUUUGAUUGAAAGUGAACCUUAUGGAAGCUUGGUAACCUGUUAAGAAAUUGUACUUGUAUCGUGUUUUACGGCACGUGCCCUGGUACCUAGAUGUUCCCAUAGCUACAUACGUCCUUUUACUACGUAAGGCGUUGCCUAUUGGCGGAGCAAAUAUAACGUCAUCGGUGCCACUUGAAGAACAAACAUUCCAUCAAUAUUUUCAAAGGUCAAAAGAUCAGAAGAUCACAGUCAGUGACAUGACUCAUUUCCACACAAUGUUAACAUUAGUUUUGCGCAUGUUGAUCUUCGGUCAAAUGUAUCGUGAACGUCAGGUCGUUUGGAUAGCUUCCUUAAUACUUACUUAAUACUAUCUGAACAACACAGGAUGGUUGUCUAAUUGUAGGGACCAAAGGAACAUUUCGUUACUAUUCACCAUUUGGUCUUUAAGAUUAAGUCGACGAAGAGGACAUGUGCCGAAAGAAUUUCGCCGAACUUUAAUUUAUCCAACAACAAAAAAUCACAUUGAACAGAAAAUAAGAACAGAGAAUUGCUUUAUCAUAACCGUUGAAUAUAGGUCAUAUGCCCUACCGUAUUCAGUCAAACAUCUUGUUACAAUGUUACAUCGAUCUAUAGACUGAAGCCAAAGUAUACAGGGCAAACAGCAUAUAUACCAACAAGAAAGUAUAUGCACAAACUGAUUAAAGAACGAUAGUGAAUGUA